This is a messenger RNA of Orycteropus afer afer, 954 nucleotides long. RefSeq names its product olfactory receptor 52L1-like. The record is from RefSeq and is a predicted model, not a curated record. Gene Ontology annotation, biological process: G protein-coupled receptor signaling pathway. NCBI's taxonomy places the organism in Eukaryota, Metazoa, Chordata, Mammalia, Tubulidentata, Orycteropodidae. Gene Ontology annotation, molecular function: olfactory receptor activity; G protein-coupled receptor activity. Gene Ontology annotation, cellular component: membrane. Bases 1 to 954 code for a protein of 317 amino acids. The transcript is spliced from 2 exons.
AUGUCAGGGUGGAGCAUUGGAAGCUCCAACAUAUCCUACACCAGCUUCCUCCUAGUGGGCUUCCCGGGGCUGCAGAAGUCCCGCGCCCUCCUGGUGCUGCCCUUCCUCAGCCUCUACCUGGUGAUCAUCUCUGCCAACGCCCUGGUCAUCCACACAGUGGCCGCCCAGCGGAGUCUGCAUCAGCCCAUGUACACACUCAUCGCCCUCCUCCUGACUGUCAACAUCUGUGCCGCCACCACGGUGGUACCUGCCAUGCUGUUCAGCUUCUCCACCCACUUCAACCGCAUCUCCCUGGCUCGCUGCCUGGUCCAGAUGUUCUGCAUCUACUUCCUCAUUGUCUUUGACUGCAACAUCCUCCUGGUCAUGGCCCUAGACCGCUAUGUGGCCAUCUGCUACCCACUCCGCUACAGUGACCUGAUGACCUCCCGCCUGCUGGGCCUGCUGGCCAUUCUUGCCCUGACAAGGAGCCUGGGAGUGGCAGUGCCCUUGGUGGUGCUCACCUCACAAGCUCAAUUCUGUUGGACAGCAGUGAUCCGACACUUCACCUGUGAAUACAUUGCACUGCUAAGUAUAGCUUGUGGAGAUCUGACCUUCAACAACAGGUUGGGGCUGGCUAUGCGGUUGGUCACUGUGACCUUUGAUCUGGCCCUACUGGGCGCCUCCUACACCCAUAUCAUCUAUGCUGCCUUCCGGAUCUCUUCUGGGGGAGCUCGAGCAAAAGCCUUGCAUACAUGUGGCUCCCACCUGCUUGUCAUCCUCACCAUCUACCUCUCUGGUCUUUCCACUUCCAUUGUCUUCCGAGUGGCCAAGACUGUGUCUCAGGAUGUCCAGAACCUGCUCAGUGCCAUCUACCUGCUGCUUCCAGGAGCCUUGAAUCCUGUCAUUUAUGGGGUGAGGACAAAAGAGAUUCGGCAACAUGUAGAAAAGAUGCUCUGUGGAAAGGAAUCAGCCUAA